AGCAGCUCACCCGUGUGUCAGUGUUUAGUGUCCAGGUGUGGAGUGGAGAUUCUUCUUCUUCUGCUGUUUUUGCAGAAACUGUUCUGGUGGUGAGCUGUUAGGGCUGCUCGUCCUGCCCCUCUGCUUCUAUAAAACCUCCUGAAUUACUGCAGACGGAGCGACUCCCUUUGAGCUAACUGAAGAUCAGAGACCUUCAUCCACCUGAGCAGUUUUGGAAGAAAGCAGUGAAGAUGAAAGUGCUGUCCUGUAUGAUGUUCGCCUUCCUGCUGUCAGCUGGAGCCAGUCUGACUCAGGGCCAGCUGAAUCGUAUUGUAGAAAAAAUCAGGAACGAAUACCGGAUUGAUGGACAGUUCUGUCUGGCUGCAGUCUUCCCACCAGGACUGGACCCAAACACUGAUGUUUUUAAGAACGACCGCUUUCAGGCUGUUUCUCCCGUCAUUGGAGAAAGUAGCUCAGACAAUAACCUUCGUGGCGUGUAUGCCAGCCAAAGGCUGAUUGUAGCCAGACCAACAUUACCAGUAAACGGACGAAGUGGAGAGCAUGCAGAACGUCGUGUUCUGCAAGCCCUGAGAAAUCAGCUGAAAUCCCAGAACAUCCAGGGAAGUGACCUCCUCAUCUACUCUUUUGCCUCUGCAUGUGAUACAUGCACAAGUGACAACCAUCCAUCCAGCAUCACUGGAGACCUUAGACAUAUUGUUCAAACCUAUCCCAAUACUGUAUUUGUGUUUAAAAAAGUCUUUCAGCCCAGAAAUAGCCCCCCACUUCCAGAAAAUACUUUGAGAGAUUCCCUUCGUUCUCUUGGCCGUGCCAUUGGUGGUCUGGGCAAAAUAUUUCGCUGUGACCCUAAGUGCUACAGCUGUGCUGUGCAGAAUGAAGUUUCACAGUACUGUAUUGACAACAACGCUCAGCCUCAGUGAGGAGGCUGCAGCAAAGUCUCCUCAUAAACACACUCUGGUGUCACCUGGUUUCAGGAACCUUUCCUCAGCACCACAGAUGACAUCACACUGUGUUUAUGAAGCGUGUUUUCAGAUAGCUGCACUUCAUGGACCCUGAACAGGUUCCUUGCCACUUUUUCCUCCACAUCAUUUACUAUUUGAAGAUGUACAAAAGUCUCUGUAUGAAUCAUGUGACUGUAACUGAAGCUCUGCUGGACCCACAGUGUGUCAGACAGGCUCGUGUGUCCAAACAGCCUGAUUGUAAGGUAGAUUCGGUUUCUGGUCUCUGAGCAGGAGUUCAGGAUGAUUCUGUUGUUUAAACUCAAGUCUGUUGUUCCU
Messenger RNA from Archocentrus centrarchus (flier cichlid), 1274 nucleotides. RefSeq lists its product as uncharacterized. Bases 231 to 917 code for a protein of 228 amino acids. NCBI's taxonomy places the organism in Eukaryota, Metazoa, Chordata, Actinopteri, Cichliformes, Cichlidae. The transcript is spliced from 5 exons. The record is from RefSeq and is a predicted model, not a curated record.